CCACCCCUGCCGGGGCUGGGAUUAUGAACUCUGUUGGUUUUCAGGAUUCCCAGCGAUGUAACUCCACGCCGCUCUGUGCCAACGCAGCUGCGCCUCACCUCUCCGACAUGGCAGUCUACUGUGAGAACUUCAACAUGUACCACCAGCACCAGCACCAGGCGGGCUACCCGCUGGCGGACUACCCGGGCACUGCCAGCCCUUACCUGUGGCUGAACGGGGCGGCGGCCGGGGGAUCACCGUCUCCGUACCUGCACAGUCAGAGCCCCUCGCCGUUCCCGGCCCCUCCGCAGUUCGUGCCCGCGGCACCCUCCUCGGGGCCGCCCGGAGCCGCGGAGCUGGGCUGGCUUUCCCUCGCCAGCCAGGAGGAGCUGCUCAAGCUGGUCCGGCCUCCUUACUCCUACUCGGCCCUGAUCGCCAUGGCCAUCCAAAACGCCCCGGACAAGAAGCUCACCCUCAGCCAGAUCUACCAGUACGUGGCCGAGAACUUCCCGUUCUACAAGAAGAGUAAGGCAGGCUGGCAAAACUCCAUCCGACACAACCUCUCCCUCAACGACUGCUUCAAGAAGGUGCCGAGGGACGAGGACGAUCCAGGGAAAGGGAAUUACUGGACCCUGGACCCUAACUGCGAGAAGAUGUUUGACAAUGGUAACUUUCGCCGGAAGAGAAAGCGGAGAACCGACUCCAACUCUGGCCUCGGGGGUUCCCUCAAUGGCAAGCCCCAGGACAAUGCAGGGACUCCCGCCUUGAAGCUAACCGAGAGCCCGCCGCUCUUGCUGGAAGCUGCCUCGCCGGAGCCGGAGCACUCGCGGGGCUCCAUCGACGACCCGAAACUUUCCACGCCCUCGUCCAGCCCUUGUCUGAACAGUUUCUUCAACAGCAUGGCCGCCGUGGGCAGUGGCCCCAUCACUAGGCAAGUGUCCAUGGGCCUGGCCAAUGACUUCUUCCAAAGGAAUGUCUCUGCACUCGGUUCCUACUCGUCCAACAGCAGCUUAUCCUCGCAGGAAGCCAGCGAGGUGACGGACUCCUUUCACUUCAACCGCGCGGGCUAUCACAACACUUUCUCCGGCGGUCAGACAACCCAAUUCAACAGCCAUUUCUACAACACCUUCAGUGUCAACAGUUUGAUUUAUCCCCGGGAGGGAACGGAGGUCUGAAGAAUGAAUACAUGAGCAGUAGACUCUCCAGAAAGUGAAGAUUUCAAGUCGCCACCUCGGCGUCAUAUUCCCUCAUCUUCAACCUUUAAUCCGUCCUUAAUCCCGUAUUCCCCAUCUUCAAUCCCUCGCCAUCUUCAAUUCCCAUCCCCCCUUCCCCAACUCCUCUCACCAUCCUCAAACCCCUCCCCAUGUUCAAUCCAUCUCCCCAUCUUCAAUCCCCAUCUCCCCAUCUUCAAUUCCUCUUGCGAUCCUCAAACCCCUCCCCAUCUUCAAUCCAUCUCCCCAUCUUCAACCCCCAUCUCCCCAUCCUCAAUCUCUCUCCGAUUCUCAAUCCCUCUCCCAUUCUCAAACCCUCUUCUCAUCUUCAAUCCCUCUCCACCUUUAGUCCCCUUUCCAUUUUCAAUCUCACUCUCUUAACUUUCUUUGGCAUUUUUCCUUCAAUCUCUCUUAGUGUCCCUCAUUCUCACCCCUUUCAUUUUCAAUCUCUCUCCUCCUUCAAUCUCACUCCUCCCCAUCUCCAAUCUUCAAUCCCCUUCUCACAUGGGAACAGGCCCAAUGCCACAAACUGGUCCAUGCUGACCAUGGGGCCUAUUCAGCUAGUUCCAAUUGCCACGUUUGACCAUAUCCCUCUCAACC
Molecule: messenger RNA, 1790 nt
Organism: Chiloscyllium plagiosum (whitespotted bambooshark)
Lineage: Eukaryota; Metazoa; Chordata; Chondrichthyes; Orectolobiformes; Hemiscylliidae
Gene: foxi2
Product: forkhead box I2
Biological process (GO): cell differentiation; anatomical structure morphogenesis; regulation of transcription by RNA polymerase II
Molecular function (GO): RNA polymerase II cis-regulatory region sequence-specific DNA binding; DNA-binding transcription factor activity, RNA polymerase II-specific
Source: RefSeq, a predicted model, not a curated record